CAGCUGUGAGCCCCAGGCCGGGCCAGAGGAGCGCGGCGCCCGCCCGGCGCGGGCCAUGGCGUUCCUGGCCGGGCCGCGCCUGCUGGACUGGGCCAGCUCCCCGCCGCACCUGCAGUUCAACAAGUUCGUGCUCACGGGCUACCGGCCGGCCAGCAGCGGCUCGGGCUGUCUGCGCAGCCUCUUCUACCUGCACAACGAGCUGGGCAACAUCUACACGCACGGGCUGGCCUUGCUAGGCUUCCUGGUGCUGCUGCCCAUGACCAUGCCGUGGGGCCAGCUGGGCCAGGACGGCUGGCUGGGCGGGACACACUGUGUGGCCUGCCUGGCCCCUCCCGCGGGCUCUGUGCUCUACCAUCUCUUCAUGUGCCACCAAGGGGGCAGCGCCGUGUACACCCGCCUCCUCGCCCUGGACAUGUGUGGCGUCUGCCUUGUCAACACCCUUGGGGCGCUGCCCAUCAUCCACUGCACCCUGGCCUGUAGGCCCUGGCUGCGUCCAGCUGCCCUGGUGGGCUACACCGUGCUGUCCGGUGUGGCUGGCUGGCGGGCCCUCACUGCCCCCUCCACCAGUGCCCGGCUCCGUGCCUUUGGUUGGCAGGCUGCUGCCCGCCUCCUGGUGUUCGGGGCCCGGGGAGUAGGGCUGGGCUCCGGCGCCCCUGGCUCCCUGCACUGCUACCUGCGCAUGGAUGCGCUGGCACUGCUUGGGGGACUGGUGAACGUGGCCCGCCUGCCAGAGCGCUGGGGACCUGGCCGCUUCGACUACUGGGGCAACUCCCACCAGAUCAUGCACCUGCUCAGUGUGGGCUCCAUCCUCCAGCUGCACGCCGGCGUCGUGCCAGAUCUGCUCUGGGCCGCCCACCACACCUGCCCCCCAGACUGAGCCACCUCCUGCCUGCCACGUCACCCUCUCUGCAGUCACCUGGGACCGACGAUCGCCCUUCGCUCCUGCUGGUCUGCGAGGGGCUGACUCCCUGGAUGCUUCCAGCAAACUGGACUUCCCAGCUGGAAGCCGUCACCCGUUCGUCUGAUCUUCCCUGUGGACUAGCCUCUUCUACGCACGUCUCAGAGCUCUGGCUUCCCUCCCUGCCUUCUUUCCGGGUACUGUCUGUGUGGGCUAGACGGAAACCUUCCUUCCUAGGCCUCCGUUUAUCCUCCUCUGUGACCUGUGAGGGUGUGGCCAGAGGGACUCUGGGGUCACGUCUGGCUCUGACAGUUGGGAUGCUAUCAGCCCAGAGCCGUGAGCCCACCACCCUGCCCCACAUGUAAGGUACCUCGUGGCUGCCUUGCCCAGCCUUCAGCCCAUAUUUCCUGACCUUUCUGCUCUGCAUGCCAGCCCUCCCUGCAGCCUGAGGCUCACCCACCCCUUCUCCCUUCAUCCAGAGACUGUGGAGUGAGGGGUUUGGGCAACAGGACUAGUCUCUUAUCCCAGGACCAAGGGGUAGGAGGGCGGCUGCAGCUGCUUUUUCCAGGCAGCUAGCACAGAGACAUGAAGCACUGAGUGGCCACUGGGCUGAGGGCCCUCCCUCCACCUCGAGUGCCAUGCUCUGAUGGCUCGACCUACACAGUGGGGACGUGCCUGCUCAGGAAAUCUCUGCUCCACACAGCGCCUGGAUCCUACCUCCAGUCAGCUGGCCUGGGGCCCUGUAUCAGGGCUCAGCCUUGGGGUCACAAACCCCUGGCAACAUCAAUAAAGGGUAGGAAGCGCUGCGUUGCCACACAAGCAAGCUUGGGCGCUCCCAAGAUUCAAAUACAUUUUAUUAGACAUGGGUAGGCAGGAGGCACCAGUGGAGUUCCCAGAGGGAACCCCACCUCCAGGAGGAUUGGGGGGGUGGCUAAAAGGUUAAAAGCGCCAAGGCUGGCUUGUGGACUCAGCCUGGGCCCAGUGAGUCCUCAAACAGGCUGAGAAGGUUCCGAGGUUCGAAGGAGGGGAAGGAGCCCCGAGCGGGCUCGGAGUCAAUGUCACUCAGGUCCAGGGCAUCCCUGGGUGGGAGGGAAGAGAGACAGAUGACACUCAGAGACUGAGAGCCACCACCUCCCACCCCCCUGGACUCAGGGCCUGCUCACCUCAGUGUGUACCUGUUCCGGGGGGCGGGGGAGCCACUGCGGGGGGUGGAGGUGUUCCCAGUAGCCCUGGCCAGGACAGCCUCUGCAGAGAGUGAGAGCCUGCACCGGGUAGCCAGACAAGUAAGGUGUCGAGGGGUGGGGAGUGCACCCGGAGGCCACCACAGCUGGGCGGGGCAGGGAGCCAGCCCCAGGCUCCUCCUGCCAUGGACAGGAGCAGGACCACUGUCAGGACCAGCGGAAACGAGGUGCCCCUUGAGAAAAGCACUUUCACAACUUUGAAAGGCCACCUCUGUUCCGUUUUGGAACACAUGGGUUUGGAGAGCUGGCUUUGAAGUGACCUUGUGGCAAAUGAAGCUUAGCUGGUACUUCAUGUCGAUAUAAAGUGUCCCCAUGGCAAAGGGGUGACAUUUCCUUAAAGAAGGGGUUAAUGGUAUGGUUCCUCCUGAGGGUGGUGCCCAAGCCUGUGGUUUUCUUUUGUAACAGUUCCUUAAUGACAGCCUCUCCUCUGGCCACCAGGUACCUAGAACCGAGGAGUUUCCCAGGGCGCAGCUCCCCAGGCUGUGAGAGGACAGUACCUCAUCUGUGAGCACCGGCAGCCCCUGCUGUCAUGGGAGCUGUGGCCCCCACCCUGCUCCCUGCUCUGGGCUUGGAAGGGACAGCUGCAUUCAAACAGGGCAGGCUGUACCCCCACUGGCCUCGAUUCCCUUCCCAGGGCAUGAUGGGGGCCAGGUUUGUGGGAGGGGUCUCUCCCUGCUAAUCCUCCUGGGUCUGGGACCUGGCGCUGUUGACCACCCCUAUCCCCCGCCCCCAGCACCCUCAGCUCUCACCCACCCUCAGCUCUCACCCACCCUAUGCUGUCAUCAUCCCAGCUGCUGGAGAGGCUGCUAUCCAGGAGGAGGCUGCAGGGUGGGGAGCCAGGCGGGGUGGCUGGUGGGCUCGGCGGCUGCAGCCAGCUGGCGGGGUGAGCCAAUCCGUGCCAGAGCCAGCACAGCAAGGAAAGCAGGGCCUGUGGGGACAGGGAUGGUGGAGGCAGGUCAGACCCUGGCACUGGGGAGCAGGGUGGGGCAUCCUGCCACCAUCGCCUGACUUACCUGCCACAGGGCCCACCCUCGGCUGAGGGCAUCGGCAGCCACGUACCACAGAAUGCUCCAUGGCCGAGGCCGCCUGAGCAUGGGCAGAGCCAGCAGGGCCUCAGCGGUGGCCCGCAGCUUGGGGUCAGGUUCCAGCAUCAUGGUGAGGACAGAACGCAGCUCGGAAGAUAGGCCUGUCCACAGGGCAGGGCCGUGUCAGGGGCGACUGGGCCUGGAGGCCAGUGGUCCCCACCGCCAGCCAUGCCAUCCCCCAGGACCCCCCUGGUGGGAGGUAGCACCAUCCCCGACCUCCACUUACCAGCAGUGAACUCAGGGGGCAGGUAGCCCUGGCGAAGCUGCUGCCAGCCCUCCCCACCGUGGGGCAGCUCCAUAUUGCAUGCCACUUCCAGGACGGUGAGACCCAGACUGGGAAGGACGGGGACAGGAACAGAAGAGGCAAGGUUGGCCUUGGGACCCGGAUUCCAGAAGGGCUGCUGUCUUCCACCCCGAUCCAGGGAAGUGGGGAGGGAGCAGUGAGGGGUCCUGAGAAGGCCCCAGGAGGUCCAAUGGUGGGACCAUGGUGUGGGGCAUGGAGCCCACACACAGCACAGGCUGCCCACCAGCCGGUGAGCCAUCCUGCACCGCUCACUGGACAGGCACUGGGUCUGCUCAUGUUCCUGUCCCCACUCUGUUGAUAAAGCUGGAUAUGGCUGCUAGAGGCCAAACAGCAUUACUGGCAGGGACAAGGGAGCCCAGUGCCAGGUCCAGUCCCUGUAAAUGCAGUAAUCAUCCCUCCUGUGGAGGUGCAGUGAGGAAGUGGAUAGAUUCAUGUAAAGUGGCUCCAGAGGGUUUGCUGCUUAGACAGCCUGACUGCAGAACCCCCUCAGCCUCAGGGCAGGCCUCCACCCCUUUGGGGCAGGAUGUUCAGCCCGAGGCCGGGGUUCCUGACUUUGGGCUAGGGUGGGGCUUCCCUCCCUCGGGCAACUGCAGCCCCCACCCCCGGCACCGCCCCCCGCCCCCCUCCCAGCCCUCACCUGAACACGUCGGCUGCUGUCCCGUAGGAGCCCUGCAGCAGCUCCGGGGCCAUGUAACGGGGGUCUCCCUCCUGGGCCUCACCAGCUCCAGACGUACCCAGCUCAACCAGCAGCCCAAAGUCACCCAGCUUGCAACGGCCCCGGGGCCCCAGGAAGAUGUUGGCAGGCUUGACGUCAAGGUGGACCAGACCUUGGCCGUGGAGGUGAGCCAGGGCCAGCAGGGUAUCUCACAGGUAGCCCCAGACCUGGGCCUCUGGCAGGCCGGUGCCCCAGGCCUCACAGUGCUGCUGCAGGCUGGGCCCGCACAGCUCGGUCUGCAAGUACAGGAUGCCGCCCUCCUCCCAGGCUUGCUCCAGCCGCACACAGCGCGGGUGCUGCCCCACCUUCUCGUGGCCGCCAACCUCAGCCAGCUUGCGGGCCCGGUCCUUGGGGCCCCGGAACGGUGACAUCGAGCGCUUUAUUGCAUAGAGCCGGCCAUCUUCCUUGGAGCGCACCUGGAAGGGAGGCGGUGCCCACAGGUGGGACGGGAGGUGGCAUGACCACUUAGAAUGACUAUCUGGCAGGUUCUAUUAAGAAUUUACAAGUGUGGAAGUUGCAGCAUGGCAUCUACCUUAGAGAGACCCGCGCGCACACAAUUGCAUAAAUGGAUAAACCACUAUGAGCUCUAAGCAUUGGGCUAAAAGCGUGUCCGUGGCACGCAGUUAUGUGAAGAAAGCUGGCUACAGAACCAUGUGGGCAGUAUGAUCCGCUGUGUUGAAGAUGAGUUUGUCUCUAUAUGGUCAACUCUGGAGAUGUACAGAGAAGGGUCUGGAAGGAGGGACACCCACCUGAGAAGCACAGUAGUUUCCUCUGGGAAGAACUGGUCUACAGACCUAUGUUGUUUGUACUUUUUAACCACAAAAUUAUCUCCAUGUAGUACUUGUGUAAGCAGAAUCACCAUUUUAAAGAAAAUAUAAAUGACUAGAAAUAUAUUUUAAGAAAAAAAAAAAGUGGCAUGGAGGGGGUAGCCUGAGUGCCUGCCGGCCAAAGGGGUGGGGAAGCGUGUGCCCUACAGACAGGGCUGGCUCCAGGGCAGGAGAGAAAGCAGCCAGGAGCCUGUAAGGCGUGCCAGACUGUGGACAAGGGUGAGUGUGUAUUGAGAGGCCUGUGGGAGGGGAAGGCGAAAGCAGUCGAAUCAAGCACUGAGGAACGGAGCAUGUCAACCUGUGAGAAGCAGGCUGCCCAGGACAGUCCCAUCCAGGCAGGGGUGAGAGGUGGGGCAGGGGGCAUCCCCCAGCAAGCCCAAGGAGUCGUCUCCCCACUCACCUUGAAAACCUCUCCAUAAGAGCCAUGGCCCAGGCGGCCAAGCCUCUGGAAGCUCUGUUGGAAAAAGGACUCUGGCCGGCUUGGGUCAUAUGAGGGGCUCUGUAGGGUCUCAGAGGCUUUGCCUCGAAAUGACACCCUCCGGGGCUGGGGCUGGUGCCAGCCUGGCGUCCGGGGAGGAAAGAGACGGCUGAUGGGGAUGCUGCCUUUGGCAGGGGGCCGGGGCGGGAGGCUCCGACUGAGCCCCCCAGGCCUCUUGAGGGAGAAGCCAGGUUCUGCGUGACGGAAGUAGGCUGGCACUGGGACAGGGGUACCACUCAGGGGUGGAGGGGUGCCCUCUGUGGGCACAGGCAUGACCAGCGCAGGAGGUCCUGAGGUGCACAGCACGGAGCAGUGUGUCCACUCAAACAGUGCCUGGUUCUGUGGCCCCAAAGAGGCCUUGGAAGACAGCCACGUCCACUCUGCUCACACGUUCUGCUUUACACAUGGAGGCCACAGGGACGAGCACCUGCUGGGAGAAGGCAGGGGACAGAUAUACAUAGGCCUGGACAGAGUUGUCUGUACCCUGGAGGUCGUAGAAGCAUGAACUGAAAAACCCACGGCCAUGUCCUAGAGACUUCCACAGUCCAGCAGAGGUUAAGCUGAGGCACGUUCUGGAGCUGGACCGCCUGAAUGUGUAUCCCUGCCACAUCCAGGGCCACAUAAGGGCAAACAAACCAGCUGUUUGGCUUUAAAAUAUGCACCUUCUUCCAAAAAUGGAAAGUGGAAAUAUUAACACAGGCCCACCAGCCCUUAUCUCUAAUUCAAAAGUAAAAACAAAGGUCUGAAACCAA
Canis lupus familiaris (dog) is the source of this 6300-nucleotide messenger RNA. It is a transcript of the gene PAQR4, whose product is annotated as progestin and adipoQ receptor family member 4. Gene Ontology annotation, molecular function: signaling receptor activity. The transcript is spliced from 3 exons. Gene Ontology annotation, cellular component: membrane. Lineage: Eukaryota; Metazoa; Chordata; Mammalia; Carnivora; Canidae. The record is from RefSeq and is a predicted model, not a curated record. The coding region runs from base 56 to 877 and encodes 273 amino acids.